ACCAGAUACUGCUUUGUUCGUACUUAGUCUAAUUAGGGCCGUUUGAGUUUGUCCGGCCUUCUGGACUAGCCUUUUGAAUUCAACCAGCUCAGCAAAGAUGGCUGAAGACAAGGGUAAACCAAAAGGUGCUAUGAAUGCUUAUGCAGCAUUCUUGCAAUCUAUGCGUGCCGACCAUAAGAAGAAACAUCCCAAUGUCACUCUAGAUUUCAAGGCUUUUUCAAAGGAGUGCUCAGAACAGUGGAAGAAUCUAUCGGCUAAAGAAAAAAAGAAGUUCAAGGAUAUAGCAGAGAAGGACAAAGAGCGUUAUCGAUGUGAGAUGGAACAUUAUGAACCUCCUGCCGAUGAAGGUCGCAGUAAGAAAAGGAAACGAGACCCUGAUGCACCCAAAAAGGCGCUGUCAGCAUUUUUCCUCUUUUGUAAUGAUGAACGACCUAAAGUCAAAUCAGAAAAUCCCGACUGGAAAGUCAGUGAGGUAGCUAAAGAACUAGGUAAAAGAUGGGAGCAUUGUAAAAACAAAGCUAAGUAUGAGAGCUUAGCCCAGGUAGAGAAGCAACGUUACGAGAAAGUAGGUUGCUUUUAAGUAACUUUUACACUUUCUAGGCGAUGCAAAAAUACAAAGCCGGCAAAAAGUCCAAGACAGAAGAUUCAGAGUCCGAUGAUUAGUCCUUAAUAGUUUUAAAAACUAAUGUUUGACGUACAAUUGCUGUAUACAGAUGGUGUUAUUUUAUAUUGUUUACAGAUGUUUCUUUUUAAACCUAACGGGCCGUCCUGCAUUUGUAAAACGAUGGCUACUGUAACAUUUUUUAUCGAAU
Schistosoma bovis is the source of this 812-nucleotide messenger RNA. The record is from the annotation of a GenBank genome assembly. NCBI's taxonomy places the organism in Eukaryota, Metazoa, Platyhelminthes, Trematoda, Strigeidida, Schistosomatidae.